AGUAAGUUGAUACUCCAAUCUAAACAGCCAUUUACUGUCGUGCGUCCCCUUUAAGAAGUGCUGGGUGGAGCCGUACAGGAAGUGAAGUGUCAACGCAAGUCUCGCCAAAACGGGGCUGCCGACCGCUGCUUUGAUGAACCUACCUAUUAGUAAUUAUUACGGCCGUACACUGCUGCAUAGUGAGCUCAAAAUAGAGAAUCCUGUUGACACCUUAAUUCUUUUUUUCUGCCACAGAAUAAAAAAUGAAAGAAGACUCUGCUUCCAUCUGCUGGUAAGCUGGAGACCCGCAGCACUGGCGUCAUGGUGAAGGAUGUUUCGAAAGGUCAAGAAGCGCCACAGCAGCAGCAGCUCCCAGAGCAGUGAGAUCAGCACUAAAAGCAAGUCGGUAGAUUCCAGUUUGGGAGGCCUGUCUAGGUCCAGCACAGUUGCCAGUCUUGAUACGGACUCCACCAAGAGCUCAAGUAACGCCGUGUCUGACGCCUGUGCUGAGUUCAGAGUCAAGUAUGUGGGAGCCAUCGAGAAGCUACAGUUUGAGAUGAGCAAAACCCUUCAGGAGCCUCUAGACCUGAUCAACUACAUUGAUGCAGCUCAGCAAGAUGGAAAACUGCCGUUUGUGCCUGGAAAUGAGGAGAUGAUUCUGGGAGUGUCCAAGUAUGGAGUUAAAGUGGCCUCAUUGGACCAGUGUGAUGUGCUUCACCGUCACCCGCUCUACCUGAUUGUGCGUAUGCUUUGCUAUGAUGAUGGUCUGGGUGCUGGAAAAAACCUGCUCGCACUGAAGACCACAGAUGCAGAGCAGCAGGAGUGCAGCAUCUGGGUGUAUCAGUGCAGCAGUGCGGAACAAGCCCAGGCCAUCUGUAAAGUACUGUCCACCUCCUUCGACUGUGCCCUGGCCUCAGAGAAGUCCUCCUGAGGUCUGUUUGGGAGUGAUCCUGUUCUUCCACCCUCACUCAUUCCUUCAGCAGCAGCAGCAGCAGCAGGAGGAGGAUUGAAGUCUGUUUGUGGAAGGUGCCCUUUUUAAAAGCUUCUGACAGAAAUGCUGGAAUUUGUCUCACUUUGAUUAAUGUCAAUACAGCUGAUCCGUCUUUGUUCAGCAUGAAAGGGCAGCCAUCUCAACCACAUGUUUACACCAUAUACAUUAGUCCCAGCAUCCUCUUCUCUUAUCAGCCCCACCACAACCCAAAAGCCAAGUUUGGGCUGCGUCUAUUUUUGUAACCUAAUUUAAUCUUAUUUAAUGUAAAUAUAAUAACAACCUCAGAGCACAUUUCCCACUAUGGGCCAGUGAAUCUGGGAUUUGUUGAGCUCUAGUGGGUUUGUGUAAACCAUGGUACAUUAAUGUCAGUGUAAACACAAAGAUGCUGUAAAACCCAAACCCUCUGCAUCUUUAAUAUGUACAUGCCCCUCUUUUGUCGUCCUCCUGGUCCAGGUGGGAUCAGAUCAGUUAAUAUGGUACAAUAAAUGCGAAUAAUGCAGUUUCAUCUCGUUUUUUCCCCCUCGUUUCCACUAGAUGGCAGUGCUUUCAUCCUGUUGAAUAAUUGGAGUGUUUUCAAACUAUUCAUGUUUAAUAAUAACAACAAAAACAUCCUACAGCCCCCUAAUCAAGGAACAUAAAGCCUGAAGUUUAAUGUCCCUUUACCUGGCACAUUUUCACUUAACCUACCCAAAUAAUGCAACACGUGAACAAGAAAUUCUUUUGCAGUUUUUUGAAUUCCAGUUUUCCCAUUUAUUUGUACAUAUAUGCAUAUAUUUAUAUAUUAGCAUCAAUGACGUUUAUGGUAAACGGGUGAAUAGAGGUCGUUUUCAUCUUAGUUAAAAGUGUACUCUAACAGUACGUCAAAACAUCAGUCAUUAUCAGUUUAGCUCUCAGCUUACAAUUAAAUAUGCACAAAGCAAAGUCUACAUUUAUCUACAAUCACAGCCGGCCAGGUGCCGACCGUAUACAGUGAGCUGAACACAGGAUAAUUACAUCCCACCACUGCCCGAGUCACAGGGCACUCUGGUCCGAGCUCAAUCAAGACUAACAUGACUGUAAUUAAAAGUUACAUAACAGACUCUAAGUUGCUCUGCAACCACAUCAAACACUCAUGACAUAAAACGCUCUGCUGUGUUACUCCUGCACACAAUUACAGAUGGAUGAGCAUUUCAAAGCUUUAGAAAGGAUUUAGAGAAGUGUUGUGAGGGGAAAUGACAUGAGGGAUUUUAAUUUCCCCUGGAAUACAAUUAGAGGAGAUGCAGAGUUAUUACCCAUCUGGCCAACCAAAGCAGGGAGACUCUGGGAACAUCCUGGGAGGUGGAAAUAAUUCAUAUCUCAAACUGACACCUUGGAAUCUGUUCAAAAUGACUAGGUUUUGGAGCUCUCGAGGUAAAAACAUUAUUCAGUAUGGUCCUGUUUUGCACGCUGAAGAAAAGAGUGAGCAACUUAAAAGAAUAGUUCACCCAGAACUGAAAAUGCUGUCGUCAUGAUAUUUCAAACCUUUUUAUCUUCCACAGAACCAGCCAGGAUGAAUAUUUAAGAAUGUCAAGAGUGCUUUUUCUAGAAUGACAACAAACCUGUCAAGCUCUAAAAA
This is a messenger RNA of Sinocyclocheilus anshuiensis, 2564 nucleotides long. RefSeq names its product integrin beta-1-binding protein 1-like. The coding region runs from base 311 to 910 and encodes 199 amino acids. Lineage: Eukaryota; Metazoa; Chordata; Actinopteri; Cypriniformes; Cyprinidae. The transcript is spliced from 8 exons. The record is from RefSeq and is a predicted model, not a curated record. Gene Ontology annotation, molecular function: integrin binding. Gene Ontology annotation, biological process: negative regulation of substrate adhesion-dependent cell spreading; negative regulation of focal adhesion assembly. Gene Ontology annotation, cellular component: ruffle; cytoskeleton; lamellipodium.